CAUCACACUUGAGGAGCGACCGGACCUUGUCAUGUGACCCAGGCUCCAGCUUCGUCCAGGGAUGGAGCCGGAAGAGGGGACACCCUUGUGGCGGCUGCAGAAGCUUCCAGCCGAGUUGGGCCUGCAGCUUCUUCACAAAAUAAUUGAUGGCAUCUGUGGCCGAACUUAUCCUCUCUACCAGGAUUAUCAGAGUGUUUGGGAUUCAACAGAAUGGGUACAUGUUCUAGAAGAUAUUACCAAGUUUUUCAAAGCUGUAGUUGGUAAAAGUUUAUCUGAUGAAGAGAUAUCUCAGCAAUUGAAUCAAUUGAAUUCAUUUCAUCAAGAAGCUAUCAUAAAAUGCUUGAGAAGUAGGAAAGAUGAAAUCAAGCAGGCUCUGUUAGAAGAAAUUGUUGAUAUUUCCUCUGCACAGCUACAGGAUUUUGACUGGCAGUUAAAGCUUGCACUUUCUAGUGACAAGAUUGCCACGUUACAAAUGCCACUUUUAAACCUUCAUCUAGAUGUAAAAGAAAAUGGUGAAAUCAAACCAUAUUCUGUUGAAAUGAGUAAAGAAGAGCUGCAGAAUUUAAUAAAUUCCUUGGAAGCAGCUAAUAAGGUCGUCCUGCAGUUGAAAUAACUGGAAAUGAUGAAUGCCCACAUUAUCAGAUUCCACUGCUACAACUGAUAUGACAGAAUGAAUACUGUGUGUUCAGAAAACCUGUGAGAUACUAUUAAGCUGAGAAAGCAGCAGUAUUGAGAUUAGAAAGAUAAAAAUUAUCAACUUCCCUAAAGAACAGGAAAUUACAUGGUUGACAGGAAAUGCAUAGAAAAUGAAAGAUAAAAGCCUAUAAUAGUGGUUUAUAUUUUCGUAAUGACUGUUCUGUUUCAUUUAUUAAAUAUUUGAGAAAUCUUUAUAGAUAUAGAGUUUUAUUAAAAACUAAAAAUAGGCUCUAAAGUAAUGUAAACAUACAAAGCACAAAUAUACUUGAAUCUUGCUUAACAAAGUAUGUGAAUAGCAAGGAUGUGUAUUAUGAAUACAUAUGACUAAUUUGUGAUAUUUAAAAAAAAAUCACAUUUAAAGAAUGUAUAAGCUGCAUAUGUAACUCAGGAGAUUCUGUAUCUUUUUCAUUUCAAAGGAAAGAUUAUAAAAUGUAAAAUUUCUUAGAGAAAGAAGCUCUUCAGACAUGAACAAGAAAAAAAUAACUGAAUAUGUGAACAGUUUUGAGUUAUGAAUUCUAGAAACUAAAAUCUUAUACUAGAACAUGGGAACAAUGCAAUAACAUGGUUACUUUUGUAUUUCUGUAUCCAAUUGGGAGAGUAUACUCUGAUAAAAAGAAUAUAUGUCAUUGUGUAGUGUAUAUAUUAUUAUUCAAAUAUUAGCUAAGUCUACAUCUGUAUGUUCUUUUUUGUUUUAAACUCUUAAUAUUGAAUUUGACAGUUUGGGAUGUUAACAACUUUAUUGGCAAACAGGUUAUUUUAAAUUUUAGUUAACUUUAAAAACAAGCAUUCUGAACAAAUAAAAAAUACCAUUUUAUUUUUA
Messenger RNA from Pteropus alecto (black flying fox), 1516 nucleotides. RefSeq names its product COMM domain containing 8 (gene COMMD8). The record is from RefSeq and is a predicted model, not a curated record. NCBI's taxonomy places the organism in Eukaryota, Metazoa, Chordata, Mammalia, Chiroptera, Pteropodidae. The coding region runs from base 62 to 613 and encodes 183 amino acids. The transcript has 5 exons.